Messenger RNA from Gigantopelta aegis, 1496 nucleotides. RefSeq lists its product as uncharacterized. Bases 524 to 1090 code for a protein of 188 amino acids. The record is from RefSeq and is a predicted model, not a curated record. The transcript has 3 exons. Lineage: Eukaryota; Metazoa; Mollusca; Gastropoda; Neomphalida; Peltospiridae.
UGCAUAUUUAAUUACUGUGUCAUGUGAUUGCAUGGAGACAGCCCACGUGGUUUCUAUAUUUUGUUUACCUGUACCAUGCAUGACUGACCACGGCCCCGCCUACAUAUAACGGGUGCUUUGACAUCUAACGGGUCUCGCCUAUUGCAAAGGGCUUCCGAGAAAUGUAUUAAGUACCCCAAGGAACCUACUUAUAUACGUCAAGGGAUCGUUUAACGGGAAACAAGUCGGGUAGAUAGAAGCGGGUAUGUGCAAGUCUGGGCAGCUCUCCGGGGAUGUAUACGCACUGACAAACUGAUCCAAGGAUAUUAAUAAUUAUUGUGUGUGUGCGUGUGUUUAUUGGAAAAGUGGUGCAAUUUACAUUCCAUGGGAGAUAUGCAACGCGUGCACAGUUGACAGUGUCAUUUGAAGCUGACCUGACAUAAUGACUUAAACAUAAAACGAAUUCAGCAAAUAGAAAAUAAUUCCAAUUUAGAAGAAAGGAAGACAAAAAAACAAACAAAACAAUUGGCCAUCUUUUGGUGGAAUGGAAUCUUCAGACCCAUCUCAAAGGGGUGUUUACUUUCCGAUGGAACUGUUGCCUAGAGACAUCCUGCACAGACUGGGGAACGUCAGGGUGUUGGUGGUACCCAAAGAGAGAUCGUCAUCCUGCAAAGAGAACGAGGAGGAGUGUUUUGGGAAGAAGGAAGACAGGAAUCUGUUCGAUGGUCCGCCUGUCUCGCCCGGCGUCAACUACAGACCCAUGGGCCAGUCGUUCGAUUUCCGUCUGACGUCACCGGAAGGGGAGAGGUACCCUAUGAAGGAAAGACAAGAAGCAGAGAUGAUGAAAGGAUUGACAGAAACAACUCCAAAACGGCGCCCUCAGGAACCACUCAAAACGCCUGUACGAUUCGAAAACAACAUGGCCGAAGAUAGCAGGAAAUCGGCCAAUCAGAGCCCUCCUUGUAUACCAGACGGAAGUCACCCAAGUGAAAUUGGGGUCCAGGCGAAAAUCAAGAGACAACUAUUUUCUAAUUUCGAGGCUGAUUUCAGAACAAUGAGAACUGGUAAGUCUGCAGAUGUUUUCAGAUGGGGCCAACCACAAUGUUUAUGAGUCAUGUUGUGUCGAAAUGAACAUAUAUAAUGUGGAGGGGGAAUGUGUGUCUGGGGGUGGGAGGGGGGUGGGGGUGAUUGGGGUGUCCCCCAUGCCCACCCCUAUCUCUGCUACUCCAGUGGUAGGAGCGUAACAUUAAUGUAACGUACUUUGGUAGCUGUGAUAAACAAGCCCCUUGAACAUAUACAAAGGAUAAAUUAAUUUACUUCACCCAAAUGGGGAGCAGAGAUAUUUAGGGCCCCGCCUAAACCAUCACCUGGUUUUCUUGUUACUAGUGUUGUCGUUCAGUUUGGGGUUUGGUAGUGCUAGACAGCAGAACAGGGUAGACCUGAAAAGGGCAUGACAUGACAAGUCAAGCCAUGAUAAGAAAAAACAGGGCAAGGUAGGCUGGUAGUAUACCUUACAC